AUGUUAUUCAAGUCAAAGAAUCCAGACGUUCAUUGGCCAAGAGACCAGAGUCUGUGGUCAUGGUUGUUUGAAACCUGCCUCUCUAAGUUCGACGCCAACAAGUUACAAGGCUACACAGACGUAGAGACGAAGCAAUACAUUAGCUAUGCGCAGCUCAAGAGAUACACCGAGCAGCUCUCAACUUUCUUGUCAGAAAGUUAUGGUCUACGUGAGGGCGAAGUCGUCAUCAUCUACAAUAGAAACUCCAUAUGGUAUCCGGUGGUUGCCCUAGCCGCGGUCCGCAUCGGUGCAGUCACGUGUGGGAUUUCGCCCGAAUACACUGUCGACGAGCUAACGUAUGCGUUGAAGUUGACUAAAGCGAAGCUCAUCUUCACUUCGGCUUCCCUGAAGGCGACAGCCUCCGCUGCUGCAACUAAAAUAGGCAUGGGCAUCGAGUCGAUUUUGUACAUGGGGAGUGGACAAGGUGGAGUGAAAGGCGUCGAGGAACUACUCCAGAUGCUAGCAUGUUCAGAUGCCCGAGCUCUCGUGAAGCCGUUUGAGAUCCCAAAGGACAAAACAAAUCACGAUGUGUGCGCUUACCUCUGUUUGAGCAGCGGUACGACUGGAUUAUCGAAAGCCGUCAUGAUAUCCCACGCAAAUAUUAUUGCUCAGUGCCUGCAAGUGCAACAGAUCACGCCUCCUGACCACACUAAGAUCCUCGCAGCGCUACCGUUCUAUCACAUUACUGGUAUCGUACAUGAAGUACAUCUUCCGAUUACGCUCAAUGCUCAUGUUUAUGUGCUGGCGAAAUACACCUUGGAUUCACUUCUUCGGACAGUUUCUGAGAAUAAGAUCAAAGAGCUGUUGAUUGUCCCUCCUAUUCUCAUACAAUUGGUGCAGGACACAGAAACAGUGUCUAAGUACGAUCUUCACAGCGUGGAACGCUUCUCAUCCGGAGCUGCACCACUGCCCGGUGAAGUUCUCAAGCUGCUAGAAAAGAAAUUUCCGGGAACAGGCUUCAAACAGGGCUACGGAAUGACGGAGUCGUGUUCAGCCAUCACGUCCCACCCCCCUUCAAAAUAUGCCUACAAAUACGCCGAGAAGGUGGGCAUGUUGGUUGGGUCCACAGAAGCAAAGAUAGUGGAUCCUAACACGGGAGAGGAGUAUGGAGUAGGCAAGCCGGGAGAGAUAUGGGCUCGCGGUCCGCAGGUAGCCAUGGGGUACCUGGGCAAUCCUGUCGCCACAGCGGACACAUUUGAUAAGGACGGUUUCGUUCACACCGGAGAUAUCGGGCAAUUUGACGAAGAAGGCUUCCUCUCCAUUACAGACCGAAUGAAAGAGAUGAUUAAGGUCAAGGGUAUUGGAAUUGCUCCCUCGGAGCUCGAGAACUUACUUCUGGGCCAUCCCAUUGUAAGCGAUGUGGCCGUGUGUGGCAUAAGCGAUGAUCGCGCAGGAGAAAGGCCCAAAGCUUUUGUCGUUCUGCGACCGUCGGCAAGAAAAUCGCCCGUUGAUGCUGCAAGGUCUCUAAUAGAAUUCACAAAAGCGAAUAAAGCGAGACACAAGUGGAUCAAGGAGGUUGAGAUUGUGAAGGCCAUACCCAAAAGUGCAGCAGGCAAGAUCCUACGUAGGCAGCUGAGGGAGAAGCGAGACUGCGCUAGCGGCAACAUAGCCGUCCGAGAUCUGCCAUCUUCGGCUAAAUUGUAG
Messenger RNA from Verruconis gallopava, 1683 nucleotides. RefSeq lists its product as uncharacterized. The record is from RefSeq and is a predicted model, not a curated record. Lineage: Eukaryota; Fungi; Ascomycota; Dothideomycetes; Venturiales; Sympoventuriaceae. The transcript has 2 exons. Bases 1 to 1683 code for a protein of 560 amino acids. Gene Ontology annotation, molecular function: CoA-ligase activity.